Aspergillus puulaauensis is the source of this 462-nucleotide messenger RNA. Its product is annotated as CTP synthase ura7. Gene Ontology annotation, biological process: CTP biosynthetic process; pyrimidine nucleobase biosynthetic process. Gene Ontology annotation, cellular component: cytoophidium; cytoplasm. The transcript has 6 exons. NCBI's taxonomy places the organism in Eukaryota, Fungi, Ascomycota, Eurotiomycetes, Eurotiales, Aspergillaceae. Bases 1 to 462 code for a protein of 153 amino acids. Gene Ontology annotation, molecular function: identical protein binding; CTP synthase activity. The record is from RefSeq and is a predicted model, not a curated record.
AUGAAGUAUGUCCUCGUUUCCGGUGGUGUUAUCUCCGGUGUCGGAAAGGGUAUUAUCGCAAGCAGCACCGGGUUGCUCCUGAAAACUGCUGGCUUGUCGGUCUCGAGUAUUAAGAUCGAUCCUUACUUGAACCCAGAUGCCGGUCUUAUGAACCCUCUGGAGCACGGAGAAUGCUUCGUCUUGGACGAUGGAGGUGAAGCCGAUUUGGAUCUAGGAAACUACGAGCGUUAUCUUGGAGUUACGCUCGGCAGAGAUAACAACAUUACAACGGGCAAAAUCUACCAACAUGUGAUUGAGAAGGAGCGUCGGGGUGACUACUUGGGAAAGACGGUUCAAAUUGUGCCGCACCUUACCAACGAAAUCCAAAGUUGGGUUGAAAGAGUUGCCAGGGUUCCUAUCGAUGAGUCCGGAAGGGAACCAGACGUUUGCAUCAUUGAGGUAAGCUGGAUGCCGAAGCUAUAG